UUGACGUGGCGUCGCUGGCCGCCCUGGGCACUGAAACCCGCGGCUGUUGCUCGGUUCGUCUGCUGCGGGAGACGCUUGUACGUCCACAGUGUCCCCGGUAUCUUUGCGGACUAAACGGUCGCCCUCGGUGAAAAACACUAACCUCUCCUCGUCCGCCAACGCGCAAGACGAUGAACGGUAAGUCGACGAACGGUACGGCGGGAGGGAUGGCCUGCAUCGAGGGUCUCCCCCCGCUGCCGAAGAGCCUGAGCGGCUUGCUGAACUCAAGCGGCGGCUCCUGGCGAGAAAUGGAGAGGAUGUACGUGAAGAAAACCAUGAUCCAGGACGACCUGAGCCGAGGCAGGAACAACGCCGACAACCUGCUGGCGAACAAGCCGGCAAACCUCGACGCUGCCCUGGCUCUCCUGCGGAAAGAGAUGGUGGGCUUGCGUCAGCAGGACAUGUCCCUGCUGUGCCAGCUGUGGUCGCUCCACGAGUCGAUCCAGGAGUACAAAGGCAGCUGCCAGGACCUGAGCGCCGCCUCCAGCCUCAGCAUGAUGGAGAACGGCUACUUCGACGAGGACGACGAGUAUUACCCGGAGCCUGGCGCCACUCCCACCGGGGAACAGCCGGACGGGGAGGUCGGAGACGGGAGGGCCACGAUGGCAGCGGCCAAGAACGGGGGCAGCAGCGGCAAAGACGACAGCUGGGACUCCUUUCACGUCACCAUCUGAGCCCUCAUUCUCGGCAGCUCUCUGCAGAUGGAAAGACAAUUUUGGGGGUAACAGACUGAGCUAAGCUGGAGCAAAAGUUGAGCGGCUCUGGAAACCUUCUGGCCUUCGAGAGGGAAGUGGAUGGUUCAUGGCGUCUCUUUUUUAGCACCAGCUCCAGCUUCACUUGUGCUCUUCCUCAGGUGAAACAUAUACCUGCUUGUGCUGCAGAAUGUUUUUUUUUUUUUUUGCAGCGUGACCAGGACCUUCAUCAGACUGUGGAGCUGAGCGGCCGGGUGUCCUGACAAGUUGCUUGCUAACACCCUCUGAAACACUCAGGAGUUGAGCUGGAUUGUAUUCAAAGACUCCGUAUACUCAAAAUUAGGCAAUAUAUUCGAUGAAUUUCUUUUUAUAAUCAGCUCCGCUGCUGCUUCUGUAUCAAGUGGUUUUGCUAGCCAGUCACCCUUUUUUGUCAGAACGUUUUUUUACAUAUUCAAUAUAUAUGAACAAAGUUUUAUUAUUUAUUAUAUAAUAUAAAUAACAAGAUAUUUGCUUUCCUGUUGUUCUCAACGGAAGUUUUGUACUGCAGCUCUACCCAGGUACAAGGGUACAGCUUUUACAGGCUGGAAAUCCCAGAAAAACCGGGACUUGACACGUGAACACGGAGGAUGGGAUUUCUGAACUAUGCGAUCGAUGAUGGUGCAAGAGGGGAUCGACUUCCUGGACAUGUUGAUGGAGACUGCGUGUGUUACUUUUAAGCGGUGAAAUCAUUCAUUUAUGAUGUUUUAUGUACAGGGGUGCGGUCUACGGUUUUUGGCCUUUCGGAAGGAGCAUGUGUUUCUUCUGAAAAUGUGAAAUGUUCAGAAUGCUGGAAACAGUUUUUAAACUGUUUGCACAGGUGAGAACCACGGAAGCCCAGUGCCCUGGGCUGCAGAUACAGCAGUUCGCUUCUCCGAGCUUCAAAACUGUUGCUCGAACACAUUAUGGGCGACUGUGAUGUGUUUCUGUUUCUGACUUGGUGAUGUGGAAGGUCCAGAUUGCAUCCAUGUAAUAGAACGAAACAGUAGGACUUUGGAUCUUGUAAAUUAUGAUAAUUCUCAUACGUCAGAACUUUGGUCUUUUUUCAUAGUUAUGGCCAUUGUUCCUAUAAUAACAACAUUGUACUCACUGAGUUAAUUGCCGAGAGCCGGGGACUUGGCAACAAAAAACAAGCAUCUGUUCCCGGAUCUCGGCAAUUAGUAUGUUGAGUGCAGUAUUAUCAUAAUCGAUAGAAGUGACAGUAAAAACUAUGAAAAUAACACCUAAUGUGUGCUAAACUAUAAUUAUCCUUCAACAUAGCCAGGUAGCAGGUGCUAACUAGUUAGCGACAAUUGAAAACAUUCAGGAAAAAAAAAAAACGGGAUAAAAUCCGUUUGGCUAUGAUCAACCUCACAAGCUUUGCACUUGCUAAUUGUUACGUAUUUUCAUUAAUAGCAGCGACACUGAUGCGGAAUCAGAAGUGCAUGAAUCUGGCCCUUUGGUGGUCAGUGAAUCUGAAAAGUUCUGUUUCGGUCAAAUUGUAAGUUGCUGUCGACCGGCCAGGUUUUUCUGUGGUCCCUCUGUGGCCUUCAAAUAUGGCCGCCGGCGCCAACACAGAGCUGUAGCUCCAAACCUGGUAGCAAAUGUCUGGGCGCUUUGUAAUACUUUGUACCCUAACAUAAAGACCUUAAGCAGCCUCAUCUUAGCAACACAUGCUCCGCUGCCUCCGGCGGAAACGCCUGGAGCAGCUCCGUACGGGCUCAAGGUCAGGCUGGACAUUAUUUAAGACAUGUCAGAGGGGAUGUAAUGCAAACCACCCAGUUUCUGUUCAACUAUCUGAGCCUCGUCCUGAAACCGUGGUGGCGGGGAGUUUUCAUUUCUACUCAAUACUGGUCACUAACAAGUCAAGUUUUUCUUUUUAUUUUGUGUCUAUUUUGUAAAAUGUAUGCAUGUGAACAAAAUAGACAAAAACCUUCCAGUACAUUGAGGUGAUGCUCUCCCGACGGACUUCUGCUUGCAUUCGGAGGAGUGUUUCAGUUUCGACAUUUUGAACAAAAAUACUCCACUAACGCAGCCUUACUUUAAACUAUAAAAAGGUUUUUUUUUUUUUAUGGUGUUGUCCUGCACCACGUAUCCUACGACAGGCAAAGACGUAAUUCUCACUUCUAAUAUGGCGCAGUUGUCUGCGCGGUCUUCCUUAACGUCUACACCUCCACAGCGAAGGACUCAGCCGAACCUGGAGCGCGAAACGCAACCUGCAAUACUGUCAGUACCCACCAUCACUAUGAGACGCUGUAGGAAGUUAAUAUUUCCAUUAAUGCGUUGCUACCGUGUCUGUGUAGAUCACACGGCGCCAUCUGUUUGUAGACCGGCCCGCCCUCUGUGUGCUGAUGGACCACGAAACCAAAGACAGUACAGCACUCAACGUGAGAUGCAUUUGGUUCGAGGUGCUGAAGAAGACCACCUGCUUUUCACGAAUGGUUACAGUUUACUUAAAAAGGUACAGAACGUCUAGACGUCUGAUGUCUUGAAGAAUGUCUUUACGAGUCGUUUUCGCAGCUGAUGAACGGAGUGCGACGCUUAACUCUAAACAGGUUGUCACGGUCCCUUGGGGCGUUCGUUGGUGGGGCGACAACUACGCCUUGAACCCGCUCAAUGCAGCGCUAAUGUUUUCAGUUGGAUAAGACAAAGCGUUUGAUUUCUAAUUGCGUAGUUGGUGUGAAAUUGAUGUCGCCGACCGACAUAUGAAAGUCUAACAGAUUCGUUCAUCGUUGAACGCCGUCGCACCCACACGCGUUUUGGGUAAAGAGCUCAAAAGUCAAAGGUGUGGUAACGGUAACCGUACAAAACGGACAGUAGUUAUCGUACAUACAUUACAGCAGUGUGAUGUUAAAGGAAUAGUUUGACAUUUUGGGAAAUGUACUUAUUUGCUUCGUAUGUCAGAUUAGAAUCAGAGUUCCCUAAGAAGAUCGAUCCCACCGUCCUGUCUCUGCGGUAAAUAUGAAGGUACGCUAGCAGCCGGUAGGCUUAGCUUAGCACAGUGACUGGAAACGUGGGGGGGGGGCAGUUAGCCUGGCUCUGUCUGACGGUGACAACACCCACCAGCAACUCUAAAGCUCACUAACAUGUUACAUCUCAGUGUUUUAAUCUGCGCACAAACCACCGUUUCAAAGACGGCACAUGGUUUAUGCGCUGAACUAGAAGAAGGCAAGAUGACAGGACAGCAAAUCAGCAUAUUUCGCAAAAAUGUCGAACCGUUCCCUCAUCAGUUGGAUCUUUUCAGUCAAAACUCUGAGGUUAAAUGAAUAUCUCUCGAGGGUAUUUGUCGUUUUCCUAUGAUCUGAGUUCGGGUUAACUGAGGUUUUUCUGCUUCUCACAUAUUUACCUACUCACCCUUAAACUUUACCUGUUCAUAUCCACAAUGCAUCUGCAAGUUUUUCUGAAUACAACCGCAGAACUAAUUACAGGCCUUUCAUAGAAUACAGGGGUUUAAUUGUCUAAUAAGUCGGAUUGAAUGUCUGUCCUCUGCGUUAUUUGUUACGGAUCUUUCCAGUCCGUGUAGGGCCACGGUUUCUGAAACGUAACAUUUUGUCUGUACAGUAAACCUGGAUCUGAAUGCUACUAAUACUUCCUGUCGAAUUAACCAUUCAGGGUCGGUUUAAAUCACCUGUUUUAUCGCUGAAACCUGUUGCUAAUCUGAAGCUCAAAGCACCUUUUAUCAAACAAUCUAACCGAUGCCAUUUAAAACAUUUCGGAAAAAAAUCUCGACCCAGGCCUUUUAUUGGAUGUUGACACAAUUAGUGCCUUUGGAAAACCUUCAGGACCCAGACCCUGUGGCUUGCUGUUCAAGGUUGAGAUGCGAAUUUACCACAAACUGUUUAUUGUUUGACCUGCUUGACAUGCACUUGGUUUUUUAAAGCUGCUAUCUGUAGUAUUUCAGAUUUGAUGACUCAAGCAGCCCCCUAAAUCCUUCAGCGGUGAUGUUGUACGUCACUGUUACAGAGAUGACUCAGUGUCUGGGUGACCAAAUGUUACCAAUCUAUGUAUUAUGCUCCAACUACAAAUCCAGAAAAUCCCAGAAAGAGCGGAUUAAAAGGUGCGCUAGGAGAUUUGGAUGAAUGUGUUUGUUCAGUAAAAAGAGUCAACUUGAUCCCGAGGUUCACUCUGGUCUUUUCCAGGCUCUGCUGUUAUUUUUGGUUUUUUUUCUUUACUCCUCCAUCAACGGUUGCUUUCCAAUUCUAUUGAUGAGGAUGCAGCUGUUGGGAACGGCGUAUUUUUGAUGCUUCUUCCCUCUGAAGUCCGAGUUGCCUCGCACUCUUCGUUCAGAGCGAGGCAGUUCCCUUCCUGUCGGGGGGUUGACGCGUUGCCACAUAUUGUACACGUCAGACAUGUGCCGUAACAUGUACACAGGAUAAGAGGUGAUGGCAUCAGCUUCCUACAACAUUCAUCCUGUAACAGCCUUAAAAUCUGUCCCCUCAUUUGCAAAAUAAGCUACGUGGUUUCCCUCCUUCACUCGUUCAAACGUUUCAAGUGUUCAACUAUGGCUUUGCACUUGUUUUGUUUGUGGCUGUUAUGGGCUCAAUCCCCCAAAACUACAACUACCUGAUGCCCUUAGUCGGUCUUCAAUACACAGGUGUGCGGUGCUCCCUGUACAGGAACACUACGGUAGCAGAGGAGAGUUUGAAAGGAGCUUCUAACACCAGCAAGUCGUACCCAGUAUCGUACCUAUAGCAAAUGAAUGGUGUUUGUUUUUCUACUUUUACGACCUCCCCUUUUCACGAGAUUAUUGGAUGUGUCAUGUGGUGUUGCCUUCUCAGGGUAAACUUCUGGCAAAAUGUUGUUCGUGUUGUGGGCUCCUCAAGAGAAAUGAUCAAACAUGUCUUCACCUUGGAGGGACAAAAAAAAUUCUUAUCGUAAUGUGACACUUUGUUAUUCGGUUGUUUUGUUUUUUUCUCAUUCAGGAUUAACAGGAUCAUUUUUACAGAAUGUGGUGUCCCACCUCUAUACCUAGAGCAACUACGAUGGAUUUAUUCCUAUGGAAAUUGUAAAUGUCAUUUCAUUCCCCCUCUAAAUCAAAAAGCCAGGGCUUCUUUCUGGAGCCACCAUUUUGCACCGAAUUCGUACAAUCACGUGGAGAAUUUUUCUACUUAAAGUGGCCUCAAUAGACCAGAAUGCAAUGCAACCGCCAAGACGUGAGGGGGCGGGCGCUGUGGUAGUCAGACAUGCCUCCGUUUUGACACCCCUGCUUUGGCGGUUGUUAGGAAGGAUUAUGGGAAAUAAGGGAAGGAUGUGGAGGUGGAAAUGCACCAAAAGGAGCAAACUGAGACUCUUCGACACAGAAUAACUCGAUCAAAGAUGACGAUAUUCACUGAGUGGGUGUUGGAGGGGACAUUUGUUCCUCUGACGUGUUGGUCUAUAGUCAGAGGGGCCAGCUUUCAGCCGCCUGAAAACUUCUUCGCCUCCCCGAAAAAGCCUCAAAAUGUAUGAAAACACAAGUUCAUGGAAACAGGCUUCUUCCACAGCUGACUACAGCUGACUUGUGUCGAGACACCACUUUAACUACAGCUCAUAAAUCAGCCAAUAAAAAACCCAAGACACUCCAGCAGAUCAUUUUUGCAGCCAAUCGUUAGCGUCGACGUACUGAAUAUACAGAUUAUAAUCCACUUUUUGUAUGUACCAGCUGUAGCCGUUGAACUGGUUUGAAUCUGUCCUUGGUAACUUAAUGAGAGACCAGAAACAUGAAAUGUCUGACUUCGUAUUUAUACCGUAUAUCAUAAUCCUUCAUUAAAUAACUAUAGGGAAAAAAGGUUUUUAUGUAUUUUGUGUUGCAUAGCGCUGUUACCAUCCAUCAUUACUCCUGUUUUUUAAUCCAUGAAUGACCAUACUACUGUUUCUUUGGACAAUAGUCUUAAUGCUUUCCUCUCAUAGUUAUUAUACUGAUAUUAAUUUAAUAAAGUGAUUCCAUACUUUUCA
This is a messenger RNA of Xiphias gladius (swordfish), 6680 nucleotides long. RefSeq names its product family with sequence similarity 89 member A (gene fam89a). Lineage: Eukaryota; Metazoa; Chordata; Actinopteri; Istiophoriformes; Xiphiidae. The record is from RefSeq and is a predicted model, not a curated record. The coding region runs from base 171 to 713 and encodes 180 amino acids. The transcript has 2 exons.